Molecule: messenger RNA, 880 nt
Organism: Malus domestica (apple)
Lineage: Eukaryota; Viridiplantae; Streptophyta; Magnoliopsida; Rosales; Rosaceae
Product: histidine-containing phosphotransfer protein 2-like
Biological process (GO): phosphorelay signal transduction system; phosphorylation; cytokinin-activated signaling pathway
Cellular component (GO): cytoplasm; nucleus
Molecular function (GO): histidine phosphotransfer kinase activity; protein histidine kinase binding
Source: RefSeq, a predicted model, not a curated record
AAACCCAAAAGUGCAGAAAAUACUACUUCCAAACUUGGACGAAACCGCCAGUUUGGAUUGUAGUGAUAGUGACGCAGUUGGCACCACGAUAACCAUGCCAACCUCAAACCUCAUCACUGUCGCAGUCACAGUCUCAGUCACAGCUGCUACAAACCCUACAAAGAUAGAGAGAGAGAGAUAGAGAGAGGCUUUUGGGUUCUCAAGGUCGGAGAUAGAGGAGAAAGAUGGCUGGGACUACUCCACUCACCGAACAACUCAACAACUUCGUCCGCUCCUUGCGAGAGCAGGGAAUACUGGACUAUCACUUUGAUGAAAUGAAAGAGUUAGAAAGCCAAACUCCUUGCUUAGUUAUAGAAGCGUUAACCAUGUUCCUUCGUGAUGCUGAUGCAGCCAUAGCAGAUCUCUUCAGACUUCUGGGCGCACCUCUUAUCAACUACCCUAAGGUGACAGAAAUUGCCUACCAGCUCAAGGGAAGUAGUGCAAGUAUUGGUGGUUGCCGGAUGGCUGACGCCUGUUGUGUGCUUCGAAAUGCCAGUGUAGCAUUCAAUAAAGACGGGUGCUUCACAGGCUUUGACAUGGUCAGACGUGAAUAUCUUCAACUGCAGGAGAAUCUGAAUCACAUUCUUCAGAUGGAACAUGCAAUUAAGGCUAUUGAGCCCAGAAGGCGCAGUCAAUAGAGAACUCGUUUGUUGGGUCUCCAAUCUGUUCUACAGUAGAUCAGAUGUUUUCUUUGUAUCAACUGUAGGACAAGUUUACUAUAACUUAACGUAGUGUUUUUAGACUGAUUAAUGACUUUUUUCAUAACUUGUUGUAGUAUUUGACUUGUGAAAAUGUUUCUAUGUCAGAGAAUCUGAUAUCUAUUUGAGACUGAUUUUGUCUA